Molecule: messenger RNA, 4384 nt
Organism: Magnolia sinica
Lineage: Eukaryota; Viridiplantae; Streptophyta; Magnoliopsida; Magnoliales; Magnoliaceae
Product: regulator of nonsense transcripts UPF2
Exons: 18
Coding region: 97-3675 (1192 amino acids)
Biological process (GO): nuclear-transcribed mRNA catabolic process, nonsense-mediated decay
Cellular component (GO): cytoplasm; exon-exon junction complex
Molecular function (GO): protein binding; RNA binding
Source: RefSeq, a predicted model, not a curated record
CGCUGAGAGAGGGAGAAGGAGACGUUGGGUCAGAGCAGUUGGAAGGCUCACAUUUUUACAUGUAAACCCACUUGAUCAAGUACAAAUACGACGGAAAUGGAACAUCCAGAAUAUGAGUGUCGUGUGGUUGGAGAGCAUGGCAAAGAUGAUGAGGAAAAUGUUGCUCGUCUCGAGGAGUUCAAAAAGUCAAUUGAUGCAAAGAUUGCUUUACGUCGAAGUAAUCUGAAUCCUGAAAGGCCUGAUUCAGGUUUUCUCAGGACAUUGGAUUCAAGCAUUAAGCGCAAUACUGCGGUUAUUAAAAAGCUCAAACAGAUAAAUGAAGAGCAGCGAGAAGGGAUGAUGGAAGAGUUAAAAAGUGUCAACCUAAGCAAAUUUGUUAGUGAAGCUGUGACAGCCAUAUGUGAUGCCAAGCUCAGGACUUCAGAUAUACAAGCAGCUGUUCAGAUAUGCUCUUUGCUUCAUCAAAGGUACAAGGACUUCGCACCAAGCCUAAUUCAGGGACUCUUGAAAGUCUUCUUUCCUGGGAAAUCCGGAGAUGACCUGGAUGCAGAUAGGAGCUUGAAGGCAAUGAAGAAGCGCAGCACGCUGAAGCUGCUCGUGGAACUCUAUUUUGUUGGUGUUAUAGAGGAUGCUAGUAUUUUCGUUAACAUUAUUAAGGAUCUUACUAGCAUGGAGCAUUUAAAAGACCGGGAUACAACCCAGAUGAAUUUAUCUCUUUUGGCCAGUUUUGCUCGACAAGGAAGAAUAUUCUUAGGACUCCCUCAGUCAGGACAAGAAAUUCAUGAAGAGUUUUUUAGGGGCCUUAACAUCACUGCAGAUCAAAAGAAACUAUUCAGGAAGGCAAUUUACUCCUAUUAUGAUGCCUCUGCUGAUCUUCUUCAGUCUGAACAUACUUCACUGCGGCAGAUGGAGCAUGAAAACGCAAAGGUCUUGAAUGCUAAAGGAGAACUCAGUGAUGAAAAUGUGAAUGCAUAUGAAAAGCUAAGGAAGUCGUUUGACCACUUAUUCCGUGGUGUCUCUUCUUUAGCCGAAGCACUUGAAAUGCAACCUCCUGUAAUGCCGGAAGAUGGUCACACUAGGGUUACGACUGGAGAAGAUUCAUCAUUUCCUGCUUCUGGAAAAGAAUCUUCUGCUCUUGAACCUAUAUGGGAUGAUGAAGAUACAAGGGCCUUUUAUGAAUGUUUACCUGAUCUCAGAGCUUUUGUUCCAGCUGUCUUACUGGGAGAAGUUGAACCAAAGCUGAAUGAGCAAUCUGCGAAGACACAAGAGCAACAAACUUUUUCCGGUCCUAAGGAAUCGGUGCCAGAGCCAGACCAGAGUCAAAUGGUGGUACAAGACAAUGUAGAGGCCUCUGUCGAUUCUGAAUUUUCACAGGAUGGAAAAGCAGAUGAGAAAGGUAAGGACAAAGAGGAUAAAGAAAAAGAAAAGAUUAGCGACUCUGACAAGGAGAAAGCAAAGGAAAAAGAUGCUGAAAGAAAAGGAGAAGCUGAGAAGGAGAAGCUGAAAAGUCUUGAUGGAACGAAUUUGGAUGGUCUGUUGCAGAGGCUUCCUGGCUGCGUGAGCCGGGACCUUAUUGAUCAGUUGACUGUUGAAUUUUGUUACUUGAAUUCAAAAUCAAACAGGAAAAAACUUGUACGGGCUUUGUUCAAUGUACCCAGAACUUCUUUGGAGUUACUACCAUACUAUUCUCGUAUGGUGGCAACUCUUUCGACAUGCAUGAAGGAUGUCUCCUCUAUGCUUUUGCAGAUGUUGGAGGAGGAGUUCAAUUUUUUGAUAAAUAAAAAGGAUCAAAUGAACAUUGAAACAAAGAUCAGGAACAUAAGGUUUAUUGGAGAACUUUGCAAGUUCAGAAUUGCACCAGCAGGUCUUGUCUUUAGUUGUUUGAAGGCUUGUUUAGAUGAUUUUACUCAUCACAACAUAGAUGUUGCUUGCAACCUUCUUGAGACAUGUGGACGUUUUCUCUAUCGGUCACCUGAAACUACAAUACGGAUGGCAAACAUGUUAGAGAUAUUGAUGCGACUGAAAAAUGUCAAAAAUCUGGAUUCACGUCAUAGUACCCUUGUGGAAAAUGCUUAUUACUUGUGCAAACCACCAGAACGAUCUGCUCGAGUUUGUAAAGUCCGCCCACCAUUGCAUCAGUAUAUCCGAAAGUUGCUUUUCACAGACCUGGAUAAGUCCUCCAUUGAGCAUGUUCUGCGGCAACUACGUAAAUUGCCUUGGAGUGAAUGCGAGGCGUACAUUUUGAAGUGCUUUAUGAAGGUUCACAGGGGAAAGUACAGUCAAGUUCAUCUGAUUGCUUCACUUACUGCUGGCCUGAGUCGCUAUCAUGAUGAAUUUGCAGUAGCAGUUGUUGAUGAGGUUCUGGAAGAGAUUAGGCUGGGGUUGGAGUUGAACGACUAUGGUAUGCAGCAAAAACGGAUAGCACAUAUGCGUUUCUUAGGAGAGCUAUACAACUAUGAACAUAUCGAAUCAUCCGUCAUAUUUGAGACACUCUAUUUGAUUCUUGUUUUUGGCCAUGGCACUCCAGAGCAAGAUACUCUGGACCCACCUGAAGAUUGUUUCCGCAUAAGGAUGAUUAUAACACUUCUCCAGACAUGCGGCCACUAUUUUGACCGAGGUUCUUCGAAAAGGAAGCUCGACAGGUUUUUGAUAUAUUUUCAAAGAUACGUUCUCAGCAAAGGUUCAAUACCGCUAGACAUCGAGUUUGACAUUCAGGAUCUGUUUGCGGAUUUACGCCCGAAUAUGACAAGGUACUCGUCCAUUGAGGAAGUUAAUGCAGCUCUGGUGGAAUUAGAAGAACACGAGCGCACAGCCUCAACGGAGAAGAUCAACAGUGAGAAGAACAUGGAUGCCGAAUCCCACAAACAUUCUGGCCAAACACCCAUUACCCACAGAGCAAAUGGACAGGGAUCAGCAAAUGGAAUCGAAGAAAAUGGAGUGCAUGAAGAUGUAGACAGCGAGAGUGAUUCCGGUAGCGGCAGCAUGAAUUCAGAGGGGCAUGAAGAUGAUGGAGAGUAUGAUGACAAAUCAGAUAACCAUGAUGACGGAUGCGAUAGUGAGGAUGAGGAUGGUGGUGGGCCCAUCGCUUCUGAUGAGGAUGAAGAUGUCCAAGUCAGGCAGAAGGUGGUUGAAGUAGACCCUCAGGAAGAAGCAGACUUCGACAGGGAGCUGAGGGCUCUAAUGCAGGAGAGCUUGGAUUCACGCAAGCUGGAGCUGCGGGGCCGACCAGCCCUGAACAUGAUGAUACCAAUGAACGUAUUCGAGGGGUCCAAAGACCAUCAUGGGCGGGUUGCUGAGGGGGAGAGUGGAGAUGAGACGCUGGAUGAGGAGGGCAGCGGUGGGAACAAGGUUCGCGUGAGGGUGCUGGUGAAGAGAGGCAACAAGCAGCAAACAAAGCAGAUGUACAUCCCCCGCGACUGCUCACUUGUGCAGAGCACAAAGCAGAAAGAGGCUGCAGAGCUGGAAGAGAAGCAGAACAUCAAGAGGCUCAUCUUGGAAUAUAACGACAGGGAGGAAGAGGAGUUCAAUGGUUCUGGGACACAGCCUAUGAAUUGGAUGCAGGCAGGGACAGGCAGGCCAGCAGGCCGUGGCGGCACAUGGGACGGAUCCGGCAGGGGUGGCGGCAUGCGGCAGCGGCACCACUCAUCUGGCGGACUGUAUGGCAGACGAAAGUAGAGGAAUGAAUGUAUCUGGAAAGACGUGACUUAGUAUCAUGCAGUGCACGACCUGAGAAUAUCAUCCAUCCGGCUGGGUUUUCAGUUUGUCCAGGUGUGGCCCAUUUUCAGUGAGAUCCAAACUGAUGAUAUUAGGGUCUCAUCAUAGAUGCCCCCCAUAUACUAACUCCCAGAUUAGAAGAUGGCAGUGGCAGCCUGUAUUUGGCCUUUCAGUUUAAUGUGGACUGUUGAGGUAUUUCUUCUCAAUUGCCAACUCCUCUGUCACCAAUUUAACAUUUUUGGAUAUCUUUUUGGUGUAUGGGACAUCCACUGUCGGCCACAGCAGGUGAACGGUUUGGGGUCAAUGUGUUGUGGAGCCCAGCAUGUCCAUACUGAAAACCCAGGCCAGGCACAAUGCAUAUGUUACAUUGGGUGAUGGGGUUAUCCAAAUGAAAAGCUCAUAGUGGGCAGCAGCUGAUCAGACACAUCCGCUCUGUAUCACAAGAUAAAAGCCGUUUCUUUCCAGCUACUGUGUCACUUGUGUUAAUUAUCCUACUCACCUGACAAUUAGACUGAGAGGUGGUAUGCCAUUGAGAAAUCAGAGGCGACUCAAUUCAUCGAUCAAAACUGGAAUCUGAAACCGACUCGAGUGACAACAAAAUUCGUCUGGCUUUGACUCUCUUUUUAAUUGAAAGUAAAAAAAAAAUACAUAGGCCAGAUUUUGAGCUCUC